UACGAAGUCAUUGAUACGUUAAAUUUAGGAAUAGAGUUAGUACAAGCUGCUCUGACGGAGAUAAUCGAGCAGCCCCACCUGACCUGUGCGUGCGGCCUGCGAAUUUUCUUUUCCCAACAAACGACAUCCGCAUAAAUGGUUGUCUAGCGCCCUCUACGACACUUUCGUGAUAUACGUACGCAGCUGGAAGAAAGCAGUCCACACCAAGAAAGAUCUGCCAAGUUUACAAACAUUUCUGGAGAUAUAUUGUUCCAGAUUGAGACAGCAGCCAUGAAGAUGAAAAUAUCAGAGCAGUCUUCGGAGCCGAGUGCUGUCGCCAAUGGAGUGAUCGAGUCAAAUAUAACUCCGUUUCAUUCAUGGUUGGGUAGUCGUGGCAUGUGGAUUUCAUAUCUGAUUGGAACUUAUGCUCUGCAUUUGUUCUUUCUCAGUCUACCUUUCCUGAAUGUAGCGAUGGUGUGGACACUUACAACAGUCACACACAGCCUGUUGAUGUACCUACUGUUUCAUUACAUCAAAGGCUCCAUCUGGUCAGAUUGUCAGCAAACGGAGCGCUACUUAACUCAAUGGGAACAGAUCGACAAUGGUGACCAGUUUACAACCACCAGAAAAUUCCUUACCGUCGUACCUAUUGUCAUGUUUUUCCUGGCCAGUUUCUACACAAAGUACCAAGCCACACAUUUCUUGAUCAACGGCAUCUUUACCUUGAUUAUUGUGCUGCCCAAGUUGCCUAUGUUCCAUGGUGUAAGAAUAUUUAACAUCAAUAAAUACUAACAAACAGCAAGCUUUAGGGGAAUUGUGUUACUUAUGAAAGAUCAAAGUUAUUUUGACAGAUGGUAACACAUUCCUGCUGGGAAAUGUCAUUGCUUAUUUGUGAAUGCAUUUAAGUUUAAUAAGAAUUGUUUACAGAAAUAAACUGGAGGCUUUUAAUAAUAUAAGUAAAUAGACUUUGGAGGAUUGGGACACAUUUACAAUUUACAUAUUUUUUUAAUUUUAAGUAUUGUGAUGUUAUGAAUUAAUGGUUGCUCAGACUUGCUCUUUACUGUUGAUUUUCACUGACAAGUUUUAAACAGACAUUACAGAUAUCAGAGGUUGUCAUA
Molecule: messenger RNA, 1097 nt
Organism: Patiria miniata (bat star)
Lineage: Eukaryota; Metazoa; Echinodermata; Asteroidea; Valvatida; Asterinidae
Product: ORM1-like protein 2
Exons: 4
Coding region: 271-771 (166 amino acids)
Biological process (GO): negative regulation of ceramide biosynthetic process; intracellular sphingolipid homeostasis; ceramide metabolic process
Cellular component (GO): endoplasmic reticulum membrane
Source: RefSeq, a predicted model, not a curated record